AUGAAAAUUACAGGUCCGACCAUGGAAGCUCCAAACCCAACGUACCUUUACCAAACAGGAAAAAAGGCCUACACCCGCGCAGACUGGACCAAUAUUGGCGAUGAGGAACAUUGUGCAACGUUAGGGAAAGACGAGCCUGGACUUGGACCAUUGAAAAGGCUAAAACAUCACACUGGAGGACGUUCUUGGACGAAACCGGGGAAGAAAUCCCUGGGAGGCUACUACCUACAUGAAAUCCCGAGACAGCUUGGGGUCUUGAAGGUGGGCAGCCACGGAAUUAUCGAGAGCGAAGACAAGGCGCAGGCCUUCCUCCGCUUCUUCUUCCCCAAAAUGGACACGCCAGUCACCAACGCGUCCAUGGCGGCCCCGUUGGAACUCCCGUGGCAGCUUAUCACCGAGCUUGAAAUUCAACGAUCCCUCAAAGCUGCUUAA
Penicillium waksmanii is the source of this 432-nucleotide messenger RNA. RefSeq lists its product as uncharacterized. The record is from RefSeq and is a predicted model, not a curated record. Lineage: Eukaryota; Fungi; Ascomycota; Eurotiomycetes; Eurotiales; Aspergillaceae. The transcript is spliced from 2 exons. Bases 1 to 432 code for a protein of 143 amino acids.